UCAUCGCGGGUCUUUGUUUCCGCACGGACCAGCCUCACCGCCAGACAUGGCCGCCUGCACGCCUACCAUGUGGAAAGUUUUAGCAGGAUGUCAGAGGCAGCUGCUGAGAGCCGGCGGUCCCGCCUACACCGGCGUUUCACAGGCUGCACCGAGGAAUCUCCCCGUCAGGACUUUAGCAGCUGUCAGGCCGCUAAGGAAAGACAAGAAAGAGGACAAAGAGAAGGAGGUGAAGAAAGAAAAGAAGGUCAUCGACGACAAAGACAGACAUAAGCCCUACGGCAGGACGGCGUGGAAGCCCGUGGACGACGUGUACGUCAUGAGGUACUACCCCCGGACCGUCUACGGCCCUGCGGACGCCAUCGACAUGCUGAAGAAGUUUCAGACGCUGGACUUCACUCCACUCAAGCAGCCUGUUUACAUCGAUCUGAAGCUGGACAUGAAGCUGGAGAAAAAGAAAAAGGUGGACGCCUUCGUCAGCACCGUUCACCUGCCCCACCCCUUCAAGACGGAGACCAACACAGUCUUAGUUUUCACCGAGGAUGCUAAUCAAGCUCAGGUAGCCAAGCAGAACGGAGCCGCGUAUGCUGGAGGAGCAGAGCUCAUACAGGCGAUCUUAGACGACGAGAUCUCAGCCGACUUCUACGUCGCGGUGCCGGACAUCCUGCCGAAGCUCGUUCCUCUGAAGAACAAACUGAGGAAGAAGUUUCCAAAGAGCAAGAGAGGCGCCGUCAGCAUCCACAUUCCCAAGAUGUUGGAGUUGUUUAAAACAGGAUUCGAGAUCCGGGUGGAGAACGACUGCUACGUCAGGACGCAGAUAGCGAUGCUCGACAUGACCAAAGAACAAAUCUUUGCCAACCUGCGAACGAUCCUGCUGGAUGUUUGCUCCCACCGACCGGCCGACAUGGGACCCUUCAUCGAGCGGGCGAUCAUCGCCAGUCAAACCAGUGAAGCUCUGUGGUUCAAGAGCGAAGACGUUCUACCGAAACCAGCAGAGGAGAAGGAAGAAUGACUCUGAUUGUCCUCAGAUUGUAAAUAUAUAUAUACUCACUGUG
Molecule: messenger RNA, 1052 nt
Organism: Anoplopoma fimbria (sablefish)
Lineage: Eukaryota; Metazoa; Chordata; Actinopteri; Perciformes; Anoplopomatidae
Gene: mrpl1
Product: mitochondrial ribosomal protein L1
Exons: 9
Coding region: 47-1009 (320 amino acids)
Source: RefSeq, a predicted model, not a curated record